AUGGCGAAUACAGCUGAAGGGAGUGCAGGGUGGUAUGUGAUUGAUCUGCAGAAGAAGUAUCGAGUGUUGUACGUCAUCAUGUAUCCUUAUAGUGGGAAUCGUGUCAAUGGUUAUUCAGUGGGACUAACAAACAACUUCAACUCUGCUACCAACGGGCCAUUAAACAAAAAUGAACUCUGUGCUACUUCUACCAAACAAUUCCAAUCAUUUGACCCUGAGACAUUGUAUUGUAAGAAACCGUACUUGAGAUCCAGGUAUGUUAUGUUUCAACAGGGUAUUACUAAUGGGCAGUUUAGUGUAGACGAGUUGGAAGUCUAUGGAUCAGAGAUAUACGACGACAAGCAUCUGGGUUGCUAUUCAAACAUUGAGGGCACACACAAGUUGGACGUGGCGGCUGUUGAACAAUGUUCCACACAAUGUACUGCAUACCAGUUCUUUGUUAUAAAGAACGGCAAAGAAUGUUCAUGUCUGAAUUAUACCUCACUACCUUCACCACUGAUAUCCUCUCCACUAUCCAACUGCAACUUAACAUGCUCAGACGAUGGUUACAUGUGUGGUGGCUUCAGUUACUACUCUCUCUAUAGCGUGAAAGAUUGUGCGCUAAAUGCUGCUCCAGCUUCUUCAACCUUAUCUUUUCAGUUGAAUUUGUUGUCAUCUGGUCAAUGCAUCAUAACCACUCACUGUUCUGCUGGAGCAACUGCUGGCUCCGACGUUUGUCCAUCUCAAAGUUGUGUGACUGGAUGGAAUGGUGACGUCUGUGAUGACAGAGCUUUAUCAAACUCUGGUUGCGUUAAAUUUUGUUCAGACUGCAGCGUUAACAGUGGCUCAUGUGGCAUCCACACGUGUGUGUCUGUUACAACUGGUGGUACCAACACCAUGUCUGAAUGCAAGUGUAUGGAGGGGUACUACAAAACCACCUACAGAGAAGACUGCAAAGAUUUGAACGAGUGCAUGUACCCUUCGUUGAACAAAUGUGACAACGCAACAACCUCCUGUUCAAAUACUGCUGGAUCAUACGAAUGUGCAUGUCUUAGUGGAUAUGAGAAAAAAUCAGACAUAUAUAGCUGUCAAGAAAUAGACGAAUGCUUGACGACAUGCAAGCAAGAGUUUGAGUCAUGUUUCAACACAGUUGGAUCACACUCAUGCGAGUGCAUAUCUGGUUACGAAAGAGACAAUAAGGAUACUUGCAUAGUUUUCAGUUCAUCAAAGUCAGCCAUCAUUGGAGGAGUGGUUGGAGGGUCGUUGGGUCUCAUUGUCAUCAUUGGUCUGACAGUUGCAUUUGUGGGAAAAACAAUUUUGAAUAAAUUAAUUUCAAAUUUAUCUUUUCAUCUUCUCAAAGUAAAGAAAAAAUCCGACAGGAUUAAACUAGACAGACUAGAAGGAUUUUAUAAGGAACAUUCAAGCGCCAUUCAAAAACAAUUCAAACAAAUUCCACUCAUAAACCCUGACGAACCAUGUGAACAUGCCCUCAAAGCAAAUGGAGAUCAUACCAGCAACACAGAUUAUUCCACACUUCCAUACCACAAAUUACUUCAUAAUUACUGUCCUUUGUAUUACUUUCAAGAUCCACAGGCAGACACGGUGAGCAACUUCUGGAGGAUGAUUGUCGAGAUUGGAAUCAAAGUCAUCGUAAUGUUCGGAUCGCCUGAGGAAUAUGCAAAUGUAUAA
Messenger RNA from Helobdella robusta, 1668 nucleotides. RefSeq lists its product as hypothetical. NCBI's taxonomy places the organism in Eukaryota, Metazoa, Annelida, Clitellata, Rhynchobdellida, Glossiphoniidae. Gene Ontology annotation, molecular function: calcium ion binding; protein tyrosine phosphatase activity. The transcript has 12 exons. Bases 1 to 1668 code for a protein of 555 amino acids. The record is from RefSeq and is a predicted model, not a curated record. Gene Ontology annotation, biological process: protein dephosphorylation.